Messenger RNA from Cryptomeria japonica (Japanese cedar), 1254 nucleotides. RefSeq names its product pentatricopeptide repeat-containing protein At5g40410, mitochondrial. The record is from RefSeq and is a predicted model, not a curated record. The transcript has 4 exons. Lineage: Eukaryota; Viridiplantae; Streptophyta; Pinopsida; Cupressales; Cupressaceae. Bases 1 to 1254 code for a protein of 417 amino acids. Gene Ontology annotation, biological process: RNA modification. Gene Ontology annotation, molecular function: RNA binding; protein binding.
AUGCCAUUGGCAUCCACUACUCAUCUCAAUCUCAGAGAAUUAUGUAGAGAGGGCCAGUUGAAUGAGGCAUUGCACAUUCUGCUUACUACAUACAACCCCCCUGAAGGCCAUUCUACAUAUCUUGACUUAUUGCAGGCUUGUAUUCUGAAGAAUGCGCCUUCACAAGGAAGGAAAGUGCAGUCUUUCGUUGCUCACAGGCAAUUUGCAUUUUCUACUAACACAGUUUUUCAUAAUAAGCUUAUUUUCAUGUAUGUCAAGUGCGGAAGUUUGGUGGAUGCCCGUAAAGUGUUCGAGCAUAUCAAAGAGCCAGACAGAUUCUCAUGGAAUACGAUUAUUGCAGCCUACAGACGAUAUGGGUGUCCUCAGCAGGCAGUUACUCUGUUUCACCGUAUGCAGAAAACAGGGCUCCAACCUGAUAGGUUUACAUUUUCCAGCGUAUUUGCAGCUUGUGCGAAAAUGGGAGCUUUAGAACCGGGUAUGGAUAUCCACAAAAGUAUAAAGGAUAGACGACUUUUGUCAGAUGUUGUAGUAGCAACUGCCCUGCUGGCAGGUGUAAAGCCAGAUUUGACAACCUUUGCCAGCGUCGUCCAUGCCUGCUCCAAAAUGGGAACUUUGGAACAGGGUAUAGAAAUUCAUCGAAGCAUGAAGGAGAGAAGAAUUUUGUUAGAUAUGAGAGAUGUCGUCUCAUGGACUGCAAUGGUUGCAGGAUAUGCACAAAAUGGAUCCGUUGAAAAGGCCUUAGAAACUUUCAAACAAAUGCAAUUGGCAGGUGUAAAACCGAAUUACACAACCUUUACUUGUGUUCUAUCUGCAUGCAGUCAUGCAGGUUUAGUGGUUGAGGGCUGUACAUACUUCAAUCAUAUGAGCAACUCUUAUUGUAUUACACCUACGGUCGAUCAGUAUGUGUGCAUGGUUGACAUUCUUGCCCGUGCUGGCUAUCUUGAGGACACCCUAAACUUUAUCAUUAAGAUGCCAACCAAACCUGUGGUGGUUGUGUGGAUGAGUUUUCUUGGUGCCUGCAGAUCACACAAGAAUAUAGGUUUAGGAGUAUUUACAGCGGAAUUGCUUUUUGAUAUGGAUCCUAAAAAUGAUGCAACUUAUAUUCUUCUCUCAAACAUCUAUGCGGAAGUGGGCAUGUGGGUUGAGGUUCAAAUGAUCACAUCUACAGACACAGGAGAUCUUUGCAUUGUCAGAGAAAUUGGCUUGGGAGAUGAAGGCGGCAGGCUAAUUUCCAGAUUCAAAGCAUUUACUUAA